Molecule: messenger RNA, 2467 nt
Organism: Anopheles merus
Lineage: Eukaryota; Metazoa; Arthropoda; Insecta; Diptera; Culicidae
Exons: 3
Coding region: 69-2006 (645 amino acids)
Biological process (GO): regulation of transcription by RNA polymerase II
Molecular function (GO): DNA-binding transcription factor activity, RNA polymerase II-specific; RNA polymerase II cis-regulatory region sequence-specific DNA binding; protein binding
Source: RefSeq, a predicted model, not a curated record
CAACCGUCAACGAGUGAUCUGUGUGUUUCGUGAAAUAUCUUCGAGCCUAUGUGACAAGUUCCCCACUCAUGUUGGAGACUUGGGUCAACCCGAAUGCACCGGAUGUGGUUCUGGAGGUAGGACCACAUCCUUGCAGCACGCGUUUCGCUGCACAUUCAUCUGUAUUAGCUACACACAGUGGAUAUCUUCGCGCUGCUCUUCAAAGGUAUGAAUCACAGCAUACCAGCACAAUUGCCUCGUUACGAAGAGUGCAACACCAUUCUAAUGGGGCAGCAAUUGGUGUACCAUCUGAGUUGUGUGCAUUACCUGCUACUAAUACAGCCACAUGUUUGUUGUAUUUGCCAAACGUAUCUCCCGAGCAAUUUAGUCCGUUACUGUCGUAUAUGUACACCGGGUACCUGGACCUCUCGAUGGACAACAUUUUUGGUGUACUCCUAGCUACUCAUUUACUACAUAUGCCACGGGCUUUGGAACUUUGCCGAACGUAUCUCUCUUCAUCCGCUAGUACUACCAACCCAUCUACUUCCACCACGCUUUUAGAACCAUUGCAGCGCAAUUUUUUCAUCGCAAAAACUGAACCAUCCGCUACUCCUACGUUCUCAGUAGCCAACGGAGCUUCAAGAUUAGUUAGGCCAAUUGCAAGCAAACCAAUGGCCACCAUCGGAUUGAAUUUUAUAGUACCACCUGCCGCAUCUCAGAUUAAUCUUCUACCGAGUGCACCAUUUAGAAGUCUUGGGACUAGCGUGCUGGACAUAGAUAUCCAGCCCAGAUAUCCAGAAGAGGUAGAUAAUGAAACUCACUCUCCUUCACAAAGUCCCAUAAGUGUAACUCGUUUUGAAGAAGAAAGCAGAACGUCCUUAACAACUCAAAAUACUUCUGCGUUGGAAGUUGAUGUUAACAACAUUGAUUUCAUGUGUGACGAAAAUAUAACUAAACCAAAUGAUCUUAAGCAUACAGAUGAUAAUAAUGCAGAACUAUCUGGUUCAUUGGAUAAUGAGAACCUUGCGAAUAAAUGUAACCCUCAGACUGGUUUCACUAAACGGCAAAAAUCCCAACAAGACACUGUUAAUGACAGUACAAACAGUGUUAUUAUUGAUAUUGCUAGUUGUGAUGGACCUGUGCGUUUUCGCCGAGUGUUGAAUGUCAUGUACGGUUGUAAUACAAAUAAUCACAGUAUAGAUUGUGCUGACACAGAGGACGCACCGUACUUAGCCGAAACAGAAACUAAUGUAAAAAAACGAAGUAUCCGCUCUUUACGAUAUGCUUCAUCAUUUCAUCAACAGAUGGCGCGCAACAUCAGUAACACUGGAAAGCUCGCGUAUGAAAGCACGUCAUCGUCAUCGACCGGUAGUUGCCAAAAAUUUCAAAGUCAACAAACGCAACUGCAGACAGUUGCUGCCACGCCAUGUGCAGGACAACAGGAAAAGGAUCCAAAGGAUGAAAACAGUCAAGGAGAUGUAACACCCGAUAACGUCGAACAUGUUACCGAUGCUGAAGGCAAUUCAAACUACACUUGCGUAUAUUGCAAGCAUUCUUUUAAAUCCCAUUAUUGUUAUCAAAAGCAUGCUAAAAGACAUUUAAUACCUCUUUGCUUGGACAACAGACCGACACCAUACUCCGAUGCGACAAAAAUUAAAACAGUUGUAACUGCCCAGCCUAGGUCAUAUGAUGCACGUCGUCGUACACACCAAAAUCCCACCAGCAACAACAAUACGAUCAGAAGAGAAGUGAAACCUCUUGACAUGAAUGUGCAGUAUUAUCCAUGCAAAACUUGCGGUAGCAAGUUUCCAAGUUACUAUUUUGUGCAUAAGCAUAGAAAACUGUGCCAUACGGAGGAAGAAGAUGAUAAUCACAGUGCAAAUGCUACAUCUCAUAACACAUCUGCACAUGUUUCCAAACAGAGCAAUGAAGCUUUACAAAGAGAACAAGCUAGCGCUGAACCAGUAAAACAGUCCGACUUGCUUGCGAAUGUAGAUCACUCACCACAUCAAAUAGAACAACAUUGACAAACAUAAUGAGAACUUUUAGACGUAACUAAACUUAAACUAACUAAUUAAACUAACAUUAAAUUUAAUUCUGCCAUUUUCACAUCUUUAGUAACAUAUCACAAAUAUUUUGGACCAAGAAUAUCACAUACACACACACAUCACACAUUAUGAACACGUAGUAAGAAAACUAAAACAGAUAUAUUUUAUCUCUAGCUCAGAUUUACUAUUUGAGAUCACAAUUGCAUUUAUGCGUAGCUAUAUGAUGAAAAAAUAUCCAAAAAGUAACCCAAUGUAAUUACCACCAGUUGUGAAAUCAAAUCGCGCUUCGAUAACUCAUUCUCAAUAUGUACUAAGAUUGUGUUGUUUAACAAAUGCCGCAUUUUUUUACACUCCAACAGAUAAAAUGUCAUAAUAAUUGAUAAUAAGUCAAUAUAGUUACUGCUGUUAAGCAAAGCAUUUAAACACCAGAUGAAAGAGAU